AUGAGGUUUGUGUGUGCGAGACCGCAGAGAAGAGGUUGGGGUGGUACGAAGAGAAUAGAGUUGAUAGAAAAGAGUAGGGUAGAAAUGUUUGCACAAAGAUUUGAUCCCACUGCGGCCUUUGGUGGUGAUGAGAAGGUGAAGAAGGUUUUGAUUAAGCCCAGGAAUGGGACAAAGAGAGCCAGAGAGGUAGAUAGUGAUGGAGAUAGUGGAAGUGAUGAUGAUGAUAAUAGUAGUGACAGUUCAGAUUCUGACGAUAGUUCUAGCUCUAGUGAUUCUGACAGUGAUAGUUCAGAUGAUACUUCAGCUUCCAAUGAUUCAGAUUCCGACGAUUCUAGCUCCAACGAUUCAGAUUCUGACGACUCUAGCUCUAGUGAUUCCGAUUCUGAUGACUCUUCUGAUUCGGAAUCUAAGAAUAUCACCGAGGAUGCAACUCCCAUCACUGCUAGUUCUCCAUCUGACAGUCCAGCUGAAAUCCCUCCAAUCUCUUCCACAUCGAAGACAUCCAAUGAAAUAUCUCCUUCCGAUGAUAUGGAUGUAGAUGUCCCUGAAGAAGAUCCAAACUAUAUCUCCAAACAUAGCGCCAUCUUCAAGAAAUUGAAAAAGGCAGUCAAGGAGGAUGAUGAAAAACCAGAGGACGAUGGUGAAUCUAUAGAAGAAGACGUCAUCAUGACGGAAACUCAAGAUCUUGCUCCUCUCCCACAACCAGAACUUCCAAGAGAUAAAAGACUUCGGGCCACCGCUGCUCAUUCGAAAAACUUGGAUUGGCUUGCCACUCCAACUUAUUCAAGUCCAGAACAUUCACAGCCAUUUGAAGAUUUCCCACUCUCUUCAUUCAUGCUUAAAAACCUUAAGUCAAUGGGGUAUGAUCACGCGUUUUCGGUACAAGUAUCGAUUCUCUCACUCAUGAUGGCUGAGAUCAAACUGGCUAAGAUAAGACCAGACAGUUGUAAAGGUGACAUCCUUGUUAAUGCAUCCACUGGAUCCGGUAAAACUUUGGCAUAUCUGAUCCCAAUUGUAGAAAGUUUGCAUACAAGGGUUGUACCGAGAGUUAGGGCAGUGGUGCUUGUUCCUACCAAGCCUUUGAUUUCACAAGUUAGAACCACCAUGAUGCAGCUUGCCAAGGGUACAAACCUUUCCGUGGUGAGUUUGAAGAACGAUAAGAGUAUUGCCGAUGAGGGAGCCAAAUUACUUGCCAAUGAACCAGAUAUCAUUGUUUCCACUCCUGGUAGAUUGGUGGAACAUAUCCAAAGAGGAUCCAUUUCUUUGAAAGCUCUUGAAUACUUGGUCAUUGAUGAAGCCGAUAGAUUGUUGAACCAAUCUUUCCAGGACUGGUGUCAAGUGUUGGUACUGACCAUUGCUGCAAACUACCCUGCGGGGGACAAUAUAUCCAAUCAAUGGAUGAAACCAACCCAGAAAUUGAUUUUCCUGGCCACUUUAACUACUGAUGCCGGGAAAUUGGCUCUGCUUAAACUUCAAUCUCCAAGACUUAUCAUUGUCAAUGACCAGAAACAACUUGUCAACGAAGUGUUCAGUGUACCACAACUGUUGUCCGAGUUCAAGAUCCAAAUCGGAACCUCCAAGGCUUCCUUAAAGCCACUCAUUGUUGCCAAGUUUUUACUUCAACAACAAAAGAAUGCCAAUGUUUUAAUCUUUACCAAAUCAAACGAUUCAUCGUUGAGAUUGGCUCAUUUAUUGACCCUUAUAUUUCAAAAAUUGAAUUCUGGUGAGCACCAACACACCGUGGCAUACCUUAAUUCUACAAACAAUACUGCCAGUUCAAGAACUAAAAUUUUGAAAGAUUUCGGACAACAAAAGAUUAACAUUGUUGUUGCUACUGAUUUGAUUGCUAGAGGUAUUGAUCUUCUUUCCAUUGAAACGGUGAUAAAUUACGACUUGCCCAACUCAUCGCGUGAAUACGUGCAUAGGGUUGGUAGAACUGCCAGAGCUAAUCAAGUUGGGUCUGCAUACACCUUCUGUUUCGGUAAGGGUGAAGGCAAAUGGUACAAGAAGUUGAUGAGAGAAGUUGGGCGUGGUGAGAAGAAUGUUGAAGACAUUGAAGUCAAUACCAAUGAGCUCUUAGAGUCCAACGAUGAAGAUAUUUAUGAUGAAUGUUUACAAGAAUUACAAAAGCUGGUCAGAGGGGAAUAG
Molecule: messenger RNA, 2148 nt
Organism: [Candida] anglica
Lineage: Eukaryota; Fungi; Ascomycota; Pichiomycetes; Serinales; Debaryomycetaceae
Source: the annotation of a GenBank genome assembly